Molecule: messenger RNA, 390 nt
Organism: Podarcis raffonei (Aeolian wall lizard)
Lineage: Eukaryota; Metazoa; Chordata; Lepidosauria; Squamata; Lacertidae
Gene: RPL38
Product: ribosomal protein L38
Exons: 5
Coding region: 125-337 (70 amino acids)
Biological process (GO): translation; protein-RNA complex assembly
Cellular component (GO): ribosome; cytosolic large ribosomal subunit
Molecular function (GO): structural constituent of ribosome
Source: RefSeq, a predicted model, not a curated record
AGCCCACCCACCUCACGUAAGCCGGGUUCAAUUACCCGGAUGCGGAAGUGCUUGCUCUUUUCUCUCUCGGGUGCUGCAGCCGAGAAGUUCAGCAUCUCGGUAACCGUCGCCAGAAGCCGUCGCCAUGCCUCGCAAAAUCGAAGAGAUCAAAGAUUUUCUAUUGACAGCCAGAAGGAAGGAUGCAAAAUCCGUCAAGAUCAAGAAGAACAAAGAUAACGUGAAGUUCAAGGUCCGUUGCAGCCGGUAUCUGUAUACGCUGGUCAUCACAGACAAGGAAAAGGCUGAAAAACUGAAGCAGUCUCUUCCACCAGGUUUGGCUGUGAAAGAGCUGAAAUGAACCAGUCAUGCUUGAAAUCUUGGCCGUGGAUUGUAAUAAAGGACUGAACUGUU